AUGAUCACACGCCGAAGCAACUUAGCCAAAUUGGCCGUGGCCACGACCAUUGCGGUUCUUGUUUUUCUUCACGUGUCGCUGCCUGGACUGGUAUACCCAGCAAGAUUGUUCUCUGCCACGGGCGGUAGAAAGAGAGUUGCCUAUGCCCGUUUUUUCGAAGACCUAGAUAAAUACGCCAUAGAGGCACCACUGAUCAAGCAAAAAUACAAAGCAGAGCCGGCGUUGCAACACGCUAGCAAUAAUGCGGAUUUCCUCUUUUCCAAGAAAUAUCUCGAAAAUGUGCUUGACAUCCCCCCGGAGACCGUGGAGGCGUUUAAGAAAUCACACCACGGGGUCGUGCAUGAGUUCAUUCCCAACUUGCUCAAAAACGAAAAGAUCGACACGUUCGGCGACAUGCGGCGCCUGGACCGCGACUGGAAUAGUUAUGUUUCCUCGAAAGGCUAUGUUUUGAUUGGGGGCGGCAAAUACUCCUGGCUCUCGUAUCUUGUCAUUCAACAGAUUCGUGCUGCAGGCGGCCAGUUGCCCGCGGAACUCUUCAUCCCUUCCUGGGACGAGUAUGAGCCUAGGUUCUGUGAGGAAAUCUUGCCUAGGUACAACGCCAGAUGUAAUGUGCUCGACACCGAUGUGGCAACCACUCUAAAGAAGAAGUUCAAUCUCGGCGGCUACCAGUUCAAAAUGCUUGCCGUGCUCACCCUGAGAUUUGGCAACGUCUUGUACUUGGACUCGGACCUUUUUCCCACCCAGAAUGUGGAGUAUCUCUUUGAGUCAAGGCUUUUCAAAAGCAAGGGGCUUAUCUUGUGGCCAGACCACUGGUCGCGGACUACAAACCCAAAGUUUCACGAGAUUGCCGAACUCCCCGUGGGAGAAAACAAGUUUAGAUACUCGGAGUACGACAAAAAACACCCCGACGAGUCGGGGAAGUUGAGACCCUUGACUCUGUAUACAUUUGCAGACUCCAAUUUUCAUGACUUUGAAAACACGUUGCCCAACCCAUCGUCCGAAGCAGGUGUGCUCUUGAUCAAUAAGACUUCGCACGUGCGCACGAUGCUUCUUGCUUUAUACUACAACAUAUAUAGACCGGAGUACUACUACCCAUUGAUGACACAGGGAGGUGCUGGCGAGGGUGACAAAGAGACAUUCAUUGCUGCCGCAGCUGUUCUCGGCGAGCCAUACUACCAGACGAAGAAACAGUUUAAAUGGGUGGGGUAUCACAGCCAAGACGAGAACAAGUUUGUUUCGAAAGGCUUGGGGCACUACGAUCCCGUGACUGCUACUGAAAACAGCGAGGAUGCUCCCAUUGUGUUCAUGCACUGCUCUUAUCCAAAAUACUACACGGACUGGAUUUAUAACAACCAUGACCUUAUCUACAAGGACGAGAAGACGCACAUUCGUAUGUACGAGUCUAUCUACGAGAACUUGGGCUACGACUUUGACCUAAGGCUCCAGCAGAUUUUCGUACAGGGUGUGUGCAAAGAUUACUACAAGGAUGGCAAGGCGUCUGAUUCAGGCUUGUUGCAGGAAGACGAAUGGGCAGGUGCAUUUUUGGCAUACAUUGGGUCGGACUCAGAGAACAAUGAAAAGAGGUGCAGGGAAGUGUUCAUCCCUCAUUUAGAGUGGUUGAAAAAGACCACGCCUGUCUUUGCUAAGAAAGAAACCAUUUAA
This is a messenger RNA of Metschnikowia bicuspidata var. bicuspidata NRRL YB-4993, 1662 nucleotides long. It is a transcript of the gene MNN2, whose product is annotated as Mnn2p. Gene Ontology annotation, cellular component: Golgi apparatus. The coding region runs from base 1 to 1662 and encodes 553 amino acids. The transcript has a single exon. Gene Ontology annotation, biological process: mannan biosynthetic process. Gene Ontology annotation, molecular function: alpha-1,2-mannosyltransferase activity. The record is from RefSeq and is a predicted model, not a curated record. NCBI's taxonomy places the organism in Eukaryota, Fungi, Ascomycota, Pichiomycetes, Serinales, Metschnikowiaceae.